Molecule: messenger RNA, 339 nt
Organism: Morchella importuna
Lineage: Eukaryota; Fungi; Ascomycota; Pezizomycetes; Pezizales; Morchellaceae
Exons: 8
Coding region: 1-339 (112 amino acids)
Source: RefSeq, a predicted model, not a curated record
AUGUUGUCUAUCACGAACUUAUUGAGGCUCAACCACAUGAGAAAGCGAUUUUUUUAUCAAGACGUAUGGCGACUUGAUGGGGCUCACUUAAUCCGACCCUAUUCCCAUCGUUUGGUGGAACCGCUUAUUCGGACCAACACGACUAAAGCGUUUUGGCCUUGGUACUGUGCUGUUGAUCAUCUGGAAAACCCCGGACCGCUAAGAGAUCUUGACUAUGCUGGCGAUACUGGGGACAGGAAUCUCGAUAAUGGCCUAAGCUGGUAUGGGCCGGAGGGCAUGAAUAUCAAGCUUGCUACCCAGUGUGGAGGGUGGCUCUCAAAGCCGCAGCUGUGGCGCUGA